This is a messenger RNA of Pseudogymnoascus destructans, 1836 nucleotides long. RefSeq lists its product as uncharacterized. The record is from RefSeq and is a predicted model, not a curated record. The transcript has 4 exons. Gene Ontology annotation, biological process: secondary metabolic process. NCBI's taxonomy places the organism in Eukaryota, Fungi, Ascomycota, Leotiomycetes, Thelebolales, Thelebolaceae. Bases 133 to 1788 code for a protein of 551 amino acids. Gene Ontology annotation, molecular function: CoA-ligase activity.
CUUGAACUUCAAUUGAAGCCAUCGGUGCAGGUGAUGCAAAUGCGAAAAAAAUGUUAUAAUAAACUCCUUCCUUCUGCCUCAUUAUUGUGUUGCUCUCUGGCGUACAAGCGACAGAUCAUUUAUUGAUGCAAAAUGCCUUUCAAAUCCGUGCACCCUUACCUUGCGAUCCCUCAAACUAAUUUGGUAGACUACCUCUUCCCGCCCGGUUUGGAACCAAGCAAUGAGCCGCUCUGGAUAGAUUCACAGGACCCAAGCAACUAUUUAUCAGAGGCCCAGGUUUUAAAAUGGAGCAAGAGCUUCAGCAGGGGCCUCAACAAUGCAGGUUUGCGCCAGGACGAGGUUGUUAUGCUCUUUACACCAAACCACAUAUUUGUGCCUGUAGCAUACCUCGGAAUCGUUGGUGGAGGAUACAGAUUCAGUGCAGCAAAUCCAGCAUUUACUUUGCGAGAGCUUGUCUACCAAAUCGAGGAUGUUCAGCCAAGCGUCAUACUUGUGCACCCCAACUUUGUACCAUUAGCAGUCGAGGCUGUCGCCAAAAUCGGCUUAUCAAAUUCAAAAAUCUUCCAACUCUCAGAUGUUGAGUGCACGCCCGUUCUCGGUGUCCUAGAUUGGCGCCUUCUCCUCAAGGAAUAUGGCGCUGACAACUACGCUUGGCCAAGCUUCACACCAGAAGAAUCUCUGAGGACAAUUGCAUCGAUCAAUUAUUCAUCUGGAACGACAGGUCAUCCAAAGGGUGUAAUGGUAAGCCACGCCAAUAUCAUUGCCAACGCCGCUCAAAAUAUAUUCAACCUCAUCCACAAUAGACGGCUCCUCUUACCCGAUGACCGCUGGCUCGGCUAUCUUCCUCUCUACCACGCAUAUGGACAACUAUAUUUAAUCACCAUAUCUCUCAAAAGGCGGAUACCAGUCUAUGUGAUGAAGCAGUUUGUAUUCGAGGAUUUUCUGCACGCCAUACAGACGUAUCGGAUCACGACGUUGCAGCUUGUGCCGCCGAUUCUGGUUAUGAUGUCCAAGCACCCAGUCACAAGCAAAUAUGAUCUCAGCUCAUUGACACUGGCACUGUGCGCCGCAGCACCACUGAGUAAGGAGCUACAGAAUCAUUGUUCGAAGAGAUUCGGGUUCAACAUUAUACAAGGCUAUGGGAUGACCGAAACAACCUGUGGAGGGAUGGGGAUGCUAGCUAUCGACAUCGAUAAUACUGGCAGCAUUGGAAAGCUACUUUCAAACACUGAAUGCAAGCUCAUCAAUGAUUAUGGACAGGAAGUUUCGUAUGGGCAGCCAGGAGAGCUGUACCUAAGGGGGCCACAGAUAGCUCUUGGCUACUGGCGCAACGCAGCAGCCACCAACAAAAAUAUUGAUACCGAGGGGUGGUUACGAACGGGGGACAUAGCUGUUUGCAAUGCUGAUGGGAAUUUCUGGAUUAUCGAUCGGAAAAAGGAACUCAUCAAAGUGAAUGGAUUCCAAGUCGCCCCAGCAGAGUUAGAAGCAGUACUUCUGGAGAACGAGCAUAUCGCAGACGCAGGUGUCGUAGGAAUCAAAUUUGGCGAAGAAGAGCUACCCCGAGCCUACGUCGCCAUCCAAGAAGCUUCAAAAGGAAAAGUAACACCCCAAGAUAUCGAACACUGGAUAAAGUCGCGGGUGGCAAAAUACAAAUACCUUGUGGGAGGAGUGGUGUUUGUUCAGCAAGUUCCGAAAUUGGAGAGUGGCAAGAUUCAGAGGCGCGUCUUGCGGGAAUGGGCAAAGAAGGAUGGCGAGCUGAUGCAGCGACGGGUGCAAUCUCGAUUAUAAUAGCAUAGUUUGAAACAGAGCGAGCGUCUCAAUCUCGAUUAUAAUAGC